This is a messenger RNA of Anopheles coluzzii, 6145 nucleotides long. RefSeq names its product bromodomain-containing protein 1 (gene Br140). Lineage: Eukaryota; Metazoa; Arthropoda; Insecta; Diptera; Culicidae. Gene Ontology annotation, molecular function: protein binding. Gene Ontology annotation, biological process: regulation of transcription by RNA polymerase II. Gene Ontology annotation, cellular component: MOZ/MORF histone acetyltransferase complex. The transcript is spliced from 4 exons. The record is from RefSeq and is a predicted model, not a curated record. The coding region runs from base 298 to 3804 and encodes 1168 amino acids.
ACUCGGGAAUUGCUGUAAACAAAAAGAAAGGCGCUUCAACAGCACGAACAGAAGCCAAGAAGAAAGGGAACGAAAGGGAAAGCUCGCCGUGACGAAAAGGCCUGGUUACGUCGAAAAAACGCAUUAAAAUUCCACUUUCAAAAUAGGUGAACAAACGACCGUCCUCUUUGAAAGGGUGGCAACACAGCAACGCACCAACCAACAGGUGUGAAACCCCUGCCAGCAGCAGUGCAUCACUGGUAGCAGCAGCAGCAGCAUCAUCAACAGCAACAACAACGACCCUCAUCGACGACGACCAUGGGGAUCGACUUCGAGGUGAACGAUUACAUCAAAACGCUCAAGAAGGACGGUGGCCCCUUCAAAUGUCCCAUGUGCGACAAGACGUACAAAUCGGUGAUCGGGCUGCAGUACCACCUGAACAACUAUGACCACGACAACCCGUCCCCGGCCGUGCCUGCCUCGGUGUCGACCCCGAUCAAGCAGAAGGGUCGCAAGCUGAAGGUGGGCGUUACGCCCAAAAACCAAAUCGCCUGCAGUCCACCGAAGGAAGGCAUUACGUAUCUGGAGAGUGAACACUUGGUGCGGCUCGACUGCAAUGGCAAGACGGUGAAGAUCCCGGUGCUGGACGCACUGCCCGUGAUGUCGCUCGAGGAGUACGAGAGCAAGUGCAAGACGGCGUCCGACUUUGAAGCGUUUGCCGUUGCACCACCGGAGGAGCCGGAGGUGCAGCUGCCGGAGGGCAAGUUCAAGGAAAUCGAAGACUACACAAUCUGUGAUGCCCCCGCCCGGCCGAACGCGUACAUCCGCUUCAUCGAGAAGUCGAGCGAAGAGCUGGACGGCGAGGUAGAGUACGACGUGGACGAGGAGGACACGACCUGGCUCAGUAUUAUCAAUGAACGGCGCGCGGCACAGAACGUGGGCCCAGUGUCGGUGGAUUCGCUCGAGCUGUUGAUGGAUCGGUUGGAGAAGGAGUCCUUCUUCCAGGCGGCGGCCAACGGCCAGAACGGCGCCGUCGUGGACGAUGACGCCGUGUGCUGCAUCUGCAUGGACGGGGAGUGCCAAAACACGAACGUGAUUCUGUUCUGCGACAUGUGCAACUUGGCCGUGCAUCAGGAUUGCUACGGUGUGCCAUACAUCCCGGAGGGCCAGUGGCUCUGCCGUCGGUGUUUGCAGAGUCCGAGCCGUCCGGUAGAUUGUGUGCUGUGCCCGAACACCGGCGGUGCCUUCAAGCAGACCGACCACAACCAGUGGGCCCACGUAGUGUGUGCGCUGUGGAUACCGGAGGUUCGAUUCGCCAAUACCGUGUUCCUGGAACCGAUCGAUUCGAUUGAAACCAUCCCGGCGGCCCGGUGGCGCUUGACUUGCUACAUCUGCAAGCAGAAAGGCAUCGGCGCGUGCAUUCAGUGCAACAAAACGUAUUGCUAUGCCGCGUUCCACGUUACCUGCGCGCAGCAGGCGGGAUUGUGCAUGCGCAUGGAUACGGUGAAGGGCACGGACAGCAAUCCGGUUGUGGUGCAGAAAACGGCCUACUGCGAUGCGCACACACCGCUGAACGCGCUGCAGACGACACCGGGCAACUCGCCCGACGGUGGACCGCCGACGGAUGCGCGAGAGGUAACGCGCGAGAAGAUGAAAAAGGCACGCAAGCUGCUGGCGCUGAAGCGUACCAGUGCGCCGGUGAUCCUGAUCCCUACCAUCCCGCAGAACCGCAUCGAGGAGAUAUCGUCGCUGGUAAACAUUCCGAAGAAGCAGCAAUUCAUUCAACGCCUCAUCGCGUACUGGACGUUGAAACGACAGUACCGGAAUGGAGUGCCGCUGCUGCGCCGGUUACAGUCGCAGGGCCAAGCGCAGGGAACGGGCAUGCCUGGGUGUCGCGAUCGUACCGACGGAUCACCGGACGCGCAGGAACUCUAUCAGCAGCUCAAGUACUGGCAGUGCCUUCGGCAGGAUCUGGAGCGAUCCCGUCUACUCUGCGAGCUGGUGCGCAAGCGGGAAAAGAUUAAACUCAUUCUGAUCAAGACGACCGAACAGCUCGUGAUGGCACAGCUCAACCCGAUCGAGAGCGUUCUGCAUCGAAUCUUGGACCAGCUGGAGGUGAAGGACGAUAAGGAAAUCUUCCGCGAACCGGUCGACACGGAGGAGGUGCCCGAUUACACCGACAUCGUGAAGCACCCGAUGGAUCUGGGCACGAUGCGCCAGAAGCUUAAGCGGGGUGCGUACAUCCGCAUCGAAGACCUGGAGCAAGACUUCCAGCUGAUGAUCCGCAACUGUUUGGCGUACAACAACAAGGACACGAUGUUUUAUCGCGCCGGUGUGCGGAUGCGCGAUGCCGGUGCAAUUGUGUUCCGCACGGUGCGCAAGGAGCUGGAACGGUCGGGCCAGUUCCAGGAGCCAGAGCCCGUUGAACCGAUCGCUUCCAGCGCGCUGUCCGGUCGAGCGAUCGGUAGCUCCAGCGAGGACAACAUUGCGAUGGACAUUGAGAAUGAGCUGACCAAGAUUACGGGCCAGUCGGCGAACGCGGAGCACAUCGGCAAGCUGCAGACGCUGCUGAGCAAAGCGAACGGAAUCCGGCAUGCGUUGACGCGCUCCAAACGCAUCAAGCAGAUACGCAACGAGAUUGCGCGAGUAAAGCGAGCGAUUAGCAAAGAUCCGGAACGUGGUUUGCUAAACGAUCGUCGAAUAUCGUCGGAUCUGGUGGGAGCAAGCUCCUCCUCGCUUGGCGGAACAGCUUCAUCUUCGUUUUCGCCAAAAAAGUUGUCCCACUCCAUGCACGCAGAACCCACCUCAAGCGGGCUAGGUGGUCUCGCCGGAAGCAGUCUUGCACUGGCACAGAAACAUCACCAAAUCACGCCGGAAGCGAGUCCACUGAAGGUGCUCCAGAACAGUCCCUCACCGUCGGGUGUUAAUCGAAGAACGGCUGUACUGUUCACACGCAAAGCACAAGCGGCCUUGAAGAAACCGGACGCGUCUCUGAAGCAGGAAGGAGCAGGCGUCGGAGCGUCCGGUGGCACUGGGGGGGCUGGUGGACCGAGUGGCUCUACGGUAACACCAAUGACAACGACGGAACUGCUCCAGAAGACGGCCAAGAAGAUCAAUCGUGGCAAGCGGAUCGGCAAAAGCGGGAAAGGCAUUGAGUCGUUCCUGGAGGCAACGUCCGCUUCGGCGCUGGACGGGAAACCGAUCGAGCGGAAAUCGCUGGAAGCCAUCCCGGACAGUUUCCGGGUGUACCGUGGGCAGCAGGAUCGUGAAAUUAGUGACUCGGAGAGUAAUCUCAGCCUUACGGGUAGUACGUGCAGCAGCUGCAGCGGAUUUAGUGGCAGCGGAACGGAAUCAGAGUUUGGCUCCAGCAAUGACGAUUCGUACUGUGACUCGAAAAUGUCCACCAACAGCGAACCGGAGGUGGAACCGUUCCCGGAAAAGCCCGCCCUAGAACCGCUCAAGCUGGUGUGGGCCAAGUGCCGGGGCUAUCCGUGGUAUCCGGCCCUCAUUAUUGACCCGAACAUUCCGAAAGGGUUCGUACACAACGGCGUCCCACUGCCGGCCCCGCCGGCCGACGUGUUGGCCCUGCGCAGCAACUACGACGAGCCCGUGUUUCUGGUGCUGUUCUUCGAUGUGAAACGUACGUGGCAGUGGUUGCCGGUCGGCAAGCUGGAACUGCUCGGUGUCGACAAGGAGCUGGACCAGAGUAAGCUGAUCGAGUCGCGGAAACCGACCGAACGGAAGGCGGUCAACAAGGCGUACCAGGAGGCACUGCACUAUCACAGCCAGGUGUCGAGUGCGGAUGGGCCGGCCGGGAAAUUAUGAUGCUAUGGGAGUGUGGGGCCGGGUGCAGGAGGAUUCGUUAUAUCUAAAGGGGAGCAACCGGAGGAGGAUGGCGAAGAGGAGGAGGAAGAAGAGGAAGGGGAGGAGGAUGAAGGGGAAGAGCAGGAAGACGAAGCAGAGGUAGAGGAAGACGAGGGAGAUGAGGAUUCGUGUUAGAUCUGUCGUUUUUUGUGUGUGUGUAAAGGAUGGGGAAUGUCCUUUGCGGUUUUAUUUUUUAACUUGUGCGAAUGAUUGUCGUUUUCUAUUAUGUGUCCAUGUUACUGCAUAUUUGUGUGUGUGCGUGUUUGUGUUAGCAAUAGAAGUGUUUAAAGGAAGUAAGAAGGGGAAGAGAAGAAGGAUGGAAGCUGCUCUGCUACAUCCGCGAGAUUUGAAUGUUAGUUGAAGUUCGUUUUAUUGGGUUUGACGUUUUUAUUCCGUAUUUUAACCGUCGCGCGGCGAGCGAGUAGUGAGGAUGAUGUUAGGAAUGUAAGUGUUGGUUGCGAGUUCAUUUGUUUAGCGCAUAAUGAAGGGAAGAUAGAAUGGGUGGGCGAUCGCAGAGCAUCGAACAAGAGAUCAUUUUGUUAACGUCGAUGUCGAUGUCCUGACAUAUUUGAGCGUGUGUUUUUUUAAUUAUUCAUUGUAAGGCAGAAGAAGAGGCAACAUGCGUCUGUGUGUGAUUGUAAGGACAAAAAUGCACACCAUUCAUAAGGCUAUCUAUAUCUAUUUAUAUUGGAAUAGAGGUACCGAUACCGUUUUUUUUUGCCGAGACUAGAUCCUUGCGAGUAGCAUCUUGCUAUAGAAAAAACAAACCACAUACACAUCUUAUCACACACAUUAUGUUCAUCGUUUUGUUCAUCGCGUUGAAAACUAUCAUACAGGAGGUGUUGUACAUAUGUGAAGGAUCUGGUUGAAUAAAUAGUAUUACUUCUCACACAAACAAACUUUGGCUGUGUGUGUUAAUUCGCUCUGAUCGACCAAUCGAAACGUCGGCACGAUCCAAGCAACCGCAGGCAGACCAGAAAAGCCUGCAACGACAUUUGACCUCUCGUUUUCACACCUGUCCGAAAGGGGCUUGCUGUGAUUGCAGGCGUCAGUGUGUCAUUCAGUCGCUUCGUUCGGUCGUGUGCGGUCGUUUGCUUCGCACCUUCUGGUGUCGCGCCGUGUCGCGUGUGUGUAGAAUGGGGAAAAAAUGUGAAAUUAAUGUGUUGUUUAGUGAUAAAAUGAUAAUGAAUCACUAAUUGAAGAGUUUAUAAAGCGUCGAGUAGUGUUUUAGUGCUGUAAAUUCCGUCUCGCCGGUCCCGUAGUACAGUCGUCAAGCCGGUCCCGUAGUACAGUCGUCAACUCGUACGACUUAACAACAUGCCCGUCAUGGGUUCAAUCCCCAAAUAGACCGCGCCGCCAUACGUAGGACUGACUAUCCUGCUAUGGGGGGGAAUCAAUUAGUCACUGAAAGCCAAGCCCACAAGUGGGUACAGGCAGGCCUUGACCGACAUUGGUUGUUGAGCCAAAGAAGAAGAAGAAGAAGAAAUUCCGUCUGAUUUUGCUGCUCGUUGGCGUCCCUUGUUGGAGCAGUGUGUGUGCGUAAUUGCGAAAAAUGAAAGAAGAGUGAUCCGUCGAGAGAGAGAGAGAGAGAGAGAGAGAGAGAGAGAGAGAGAGAGAGAGAGCGAAAAAAAUGUCAAUCAAAAGCGUCUCCGUAGUGUUCGCGUUGCUGCUUGGCGCCAUUUUUUAAAAUGCUGCCUGUGUGAUAUCGUGUCGGUGUGGUUGUGAGUUCGGGUGUGAUAAGAACGCGUUCGGAUUGAUGAAUGAAGCGGAAAGCGAGAAGCAUUAACACAAGAUUGUUUAUAUUCAUUUAUUGUUUUUUUGUCUGUUACUGUAACUGUUGCCUCUCUGUUCCGAUCAGCGGUCCAACUGAAUCAGGGCCGGAAUACGGUUGAUGCUUAUUUUGUGUUUUUUUUUGUUUGAUCAUUUACACUCAACUACUACUUACUUCAUGCUCUCACGUGUUUGUGUUGUUUUGUGUUAAAUACAGAAUGCCUUUCGCGCUACAACUAAAUUUAAUACCUGCACUUAGAGCUACGCCUACGCCUAACAUCAGACUAACAGAACUUGUUCCUUGCUUUCCUUGCACUAUAUGUACACUUUUUCACACGCAACUCAUCUCUCACUCUUUCUCUCAUCCUCCUCAACGUCUACAGUCCGUCUCGCCGGGAGACCGGGGUAAUGAUCAUUUUUCUGACCUCCCCCUCCCCUCCCCUCGACUCGCGAUCAGUUCCGAAAUCAAUCAAAUUUAUCACAACGAGAUCGACCCGCGGUGCUCAUAUUCCGUCUCUCGUGUAUGUGUGUG